Molecule: messenger RNA, 1460 nt
Organism: Coffea eugenioides
Lineage: Eukaryota; Viridiplantae; Streptophyta; Magnoliopsida; Gentianales; Rubiaceae
Exons: 5
Coding region: 51-1184 (377 amino acids)
Source: RefSeq, a predicted model, not a curated record
UUGCCUCCUCCGACUUUUGCCAAGUGUUUGGCCCAGGAGACGCCGUUGGAAUGACCCAAUCCGCAGCCUCCCCACCAACAACACGGUUGGGGUCCAAUCUCAUGACCCAUGGGGUCAAACCCCCACCCUUGGCAUCAGCUUGUACGUAUGCAUCAGUAUACCAAUCGUCAGUGAUGAUUAAAACAAUUAUACCAUUGUUGUUUGUCGGGUUUCUAGCAUGGAUACUUCAGCCCAUCCGCCCUCCACCUCCUCGCAUCUGUGGCUCCCCCGGGGGUCCACCAAUCACAGGACCUAGAAUUAAACUUAGGGAUGGGAGACAUUUGGCUUAUAAGGAGCAUGGUGUUUCCAAAGAAUUGGCGAGGUACAAGGUCGUAUUGGUUCAUGGAUUUGGGUCUAGCAGGCAUGAGGCAGAAAUUGCGACAGCGGAGGCAGUUCAAGAACUUGGGAUCUACUUUGUAUCUUUUGAUAGACCGGGUUAUGGAGAAAGUGAUCCUGAUCCAAAGCGAUCUUUUAGAAGUCUAGCACUAGAUAUAGAGGAGCUUGCUGAUCAAUUGGAACUCGGAUCCAAAUUUUAUGUCAUUGGGUUUUCCAUGGGUGGACAAGUGGCUUGGGGUUGCCUCGAGUACAUCUCUCACCGGUUAGCUGGAGCAGCAUUGGUUUGUCCAGUGAUCAAUUACUGGUGGCCUGGCUUCCCGUCAAAUUUAUCGACUGAAGCAUACUAUCAACAGUUACCACAGGAUCAAUGGGCUCUUCGAGUUGCCCAUUACACCCCAUGGCUCACCUACUGGUGGAACACGCAGAAAUUGUUUCCAUCCUCCAGUGUCAUAUCCGGAAGGCCCAAGCUCUCUCGCCGAGACUUGGAAAUUAUAUCCAAGCUUGCAGAUAGACAAUCUCAAACGGAAUACGUAACACAACAAGGAGAAUUUGAAUCCUUCCAUAGGGACAUGAUAGUUGGAUUUGGCAAGGUUGAAUUUGAUCCUAUGGAUCUUAAGAACCCUUUUGCUGACGGCGAAGGCUCAGUUCACUUGUGGCACGGCGACGAAGAUGGCCUCGUGCCCGUUGUAUUGCAGCGUUACAUUGCUGAAAAGCUUCCGUGGAUUCGCUACCAUGAGAUACCAAACGCCGGGCAUUUGCUUGUGCUUGACAAUAAAGAGGCCAUCCUAAAAGAGCUUUUCACUGUCUGAUGUAAACAUCAAUUCGUCCUGGUUACAUUUAAUCCUCCAUUCUUUGGGACUACUAAGUAAUGCUUUUUGCAAGUUUGUCCCAGUCGUGCAUGUGGCUGCAACACUAGUCUAUUAGUAUUAUAGAACUUUUUUGUCUGUCAAGUGAAAUUGUGCAGACAUCGCUUUCACUAAGUGGAAUUCGAGAACGAGACUUCACAUUACUACGCUGCAUUCAAGAACUACAAUUCCUUUACACAUUUUGGUUUUGGAAUGAUGAAGCAAAUUCGGAUUUUAUUA